AUGCUAAACACAAAUGUGCCAUUCUCGGCCUUCAUAUGUGGGGUCCAAGGCAGUGGGAAGUCUCAUACCACUAGCUGCAUCAUCGAGAAUUGCUCCUUGCCCUUGCCUACUUUAGGAGCCCUGAAACAGCCACUCUCCACGUUGGUGCUCAAUUUCAAUGAGUACAGCUCGAAUGUUGGCGCCCAGCCGUGCGAAGCUGCAUUCCUGUCUUCGGUCUUGCCGGAAUGGUCGAAACAAGGACUCUUCAUCCGCGUUAGAGUUCUGGUGCCUCCCUCGAAUUUCUACAAUCUCAAGAAAAUGUACUCCCAGAUACCAAAUGUUGAGGUUCAGCCAUUCAGGCUCAAGCCACAUCACUUGAAUAUCAGCACACUGUUAUCUCUCAUGUGUGUGGGAAAUGGUGAUCAGAUGCCCUUAUACAUGAGCCAGGUAAUCAGAGUGCUCCGUGAAAUGGCAAUUGAAAACAAAGGAGGAACCUUUGAUUAUCUCGAUUUCAGAAAACGUCUAGAAGACCUUAACUUAAAUCGUAUGCAGACACCCUUCCUACAUCAGAGACUGGAUCUGCUUGAUUCCUAUCUGGACCUCAAGGGGGAGCACAAUGGUGACUACUUCAUUGAUGGCGGCAUCACUAUCUUGGAUUUAUCUUGCCCAUUCAUGGAUCAGGCUACCACCUGUCUUCUCUUUCGUAUUGCUAUUGAACUCUUCCUACAUGCCCAUUCCUCACGGGGUAAGAUGAUCGUGGCAGACGAGGCUCAUAAGGUAAGAAAUACCUAA
This is a messenger RNA of Aspergillus oryzae RIB40, 771 nucleotides long. RefSeq lists its product as uncharacterized. Bases 1 to 771 code for a protein of 256 amino acids. The transcript has 2 exons. Lineage: Eukaryota; Fungi; Ascomycota; Eurotiomycetes; Eurotiales; Aspergillaceae. The record is from RefSeq and is a predicted model, not a curated record.